UUUGCUUUUGCUUUUAGUUUGGUGGCCACGAAGGAAACAGACAGUGCAAGAUCUCGUAGCACAUCAAUGUCUCCAUCGGAUUUCCUGGAUAAAUUAAUGGGUAGAAUGUCUGGCUAUGAUGCAAGAAUCCGGCCAAACUUCAAAGGGCCUCCAGUAAAUGUCACAUGCAACAUCUUUAUAAACAGUUUUGGAUCCAUUGCAGAAACCACUAUGGACUAUCGGGUGAACAUAUUUCUCCGUCAGAACUGGAAUGAUCCACGUCUUACUUAUAGUGAAUAUCCAGAUGACUCUUUAGAUUUAGAUCCAUCUAUGUUGGACUCUAUUUGGAAACCUGACUUGUUCUUUGCCAAUGAAAAGGGAGCAAACUUUCAUGAAGUAACAACAGACAACAAGUUGCUACGAAUUUUUAAAAAUGGAAAUGUUCUUUAUUCUAUCAGAUUGACUUUAAUACUCUCCUGUCCAAUGGAUCUCAAAAAUUUCCCAAUGGAUGUCCAAACAUGUAUAAUGCAGCUGGAAAGCUUUGGAUACACAAUGAAUGAUCUCAUUUUUGAAUGGCAAGAAAACAGUGCUGUUCAAGUAGCUGAGGGGCUCACUUUGCCACAAUUUCUGUUGAAAGAAGAUAAAGAUUUGACUUACUGCACCAAGCACUACAACACAGGCAAGUUUACAUGCAUUGAAGUUCGAUUCCACCUUGAGAGGCAGAUGGGCUAUUAUCUCAUUCAAAUGUACAUUCCCAGUCUCUUGAUUGUCAUACUGUCCUGGGUGUCAUUUUGGAUCAAUAUGGAUGCAGCUCCAGCCAGAGUGGCUUUAGGUAUAACAACUGUACUUACUAUGACAACACAGAGUUCAGGGUCACGGGCUUCACUCCCAAAGGUGUCGUACGUCAAAGCCAUUGACAUCUGGAUGGCUGUUUGUCUGCUUUUUGUAUUCUCUGCACUUCUGGAAUAUGCAGCUGUAAAUUUUGUGUCAAGGCAGCAUAAAGAAUUGUUGAGAUUUCACCGAAAGAGGAAGAAGAACAAGGAUGAUGACAUAAGGGAGAAUCGGUUCAGCUUCACAGGCUACGGAAUGGGUCCGCCAUGUAUACAAGCAAAGGAUGGAGUGGCUCCAAAGGGGCCAAAUAAUCCAGUUCAGCCUGUACCAAAAACCCCUGAAGAAAUGAGGAAGGUAUUCAUUGAUCGAGCCAAGAAAAUUGACACCAUCUCCCGAGCCUGUUUUCCAUUAGCUUUUCUGAUAUUCAACAUUUUUUAUUGGGUCAUCUACAAGAUCGUAAGGCAUGAGGACAUUCACCAAAAAAAAGAUUAAGGUUUCCAGUGCUUUACUACUUCUGGUUUUCAAUUACUGUGGUACAACUCAGUAUACAAAUACUGACUG
Varanus komodoensis (Komodo dragon) is the source of this 1371-nucleotide messenger RNA. RefSeq names its product glycine receptor alpha 3 (gene GLRA3). Gene Ontology annotation, molecular function: transmembrane signaling receptor activity; chloride channel activity; transmitter-gated monoatomic ion channel activity. Bases 67 to 1302 code for a protein of 411 amino acids. The transcript is spliced from 8 exons. Gene Ontology annotation, cellular component: synapse; plasma membrane; neuron projection. Gene Ontology annotation, biological process: signal transduction; regulation of membrane potential; chloride transmembrane transport. NCBI's taxonomy places the organism in Eukaryota, Metazoa, Chordata, Lepidosauria, Squamata, Varanidae. The record is from RefSeq and is a predicted model, not a curated record.